Bursaphelenchus xylophilus (pine wood nematode) is the source of this 4774-nucleotide messenger RNA. Lineage: Eukaryota; Metazoa; Nematoda; Chromadorea; Rhabditida; Aphelenchoididae. The record is from the annotation of a GenBank genome assembly.
AUGAUCUCUCGGCAUGUGUUCAGUGUGAUUGUGGCGCUGCCAAUUCUGGUUUUAUGCAAAUACCUGGCCAACUUGGUGCCGUAUGAAAAACAGGUAAGUGUUAUCGGGGAGAUUGGAAAAUUUUGGCGGGAAAAAAUUUUGAAAAAGGAAAUUGAUCAAGUCGCAAUAAUUCGAUGUUUAUAUGUGUAUAAGUUUUGUAACAAUCUUAGACUACUUAAUUCUAAAACAUACUAAAGGUUAUGAAAGCUCACUAAUUAUGAAACCACCUAAAUUCUUAGAGUAAUGACAAAUCAUUUCCCUCAUUUUUUAGCAAUGACGCACCUUUGAUUUGUCUAAUAUAAUUUCAAGUUUUAACACCCUUGAUUAGUCUAAGCGUUACAUAAAGUCUGGUAGAUUAUAAGCGUGUUUCUGCAAGGAUAUACGAGAUAUUGAACAAUCUUUUUUUUGACAAAGAACAUCCGACAGCGCGGAGAGACAGCUAAAUUUUUGUGGCUUUGUAAAAGUAAUUUUGUAUAUUGCCGUAUAUUGCACAUUUACAGCAAUGUUUUCCACCAUAAAAAAUUGUAAAAAUAAGCAAAUUUGUACACAUCUUUGUCCUAAAAUUCCUUCAAAUAGGAGAUAAAACUUGCAUUCAAAAUUAUGAAAAAUUUAAUCAAUGGACUUGUGUUUUCGCCUUAAAAAUGUAGGACUCCCAUUUUUAAUACCGUAUUUUACCUCUUUUACAAAUUUUAUGCAAUAUUUUUUCAGGGGUUCUUCUGCGAUGACAAUGAGAUUCGUCUGCCGUAUAAAGAGGACACAAUUGGCAGUUAUACGAUGUUAUUCCUCUUUGCCGUAAUUGCUGUGGUCUUGGUAAGUAAUUCUGUUGUUAAAAUACGAUAUAGUUAUCAAUGUAAUCAUAACAUAUUCUUAACUUCAGAUGAUCGUAUCUGAAUAUUCAUUGGUCAAGCAUUUGUCCAAGAAAGGGAAGCGGAUUGUCACGGAGUCCACGGCGAUUCAUCCAGUCAUAUUAACGAUAAUAUUCUUCCUUGGUAAGUUUUAUACAGGGUGCGGCAAUUUUUCGGCCGGAUUUUAAUUUGCCAUAACUUUUUUAGUUUUUGGGCAAAUGUCAAAAUUCUUUUUUUCCCUGAAUCCAUAGACAACCCCAUUUUGUUUAAUACCAAAUAUGUUAUACCCGUUCAUUAGACUACAGUAAAAAUUCGAGACAAAGAAAAAGCUCUAAUUUUCAUAGCUGACAAUGGAAUUACCCCUAGUGCGACCCUCAGAUUUUCUUUAAAUUUUGCAUAUGGGCCGGACAUAGGCCACACAUCAAUUCCUGAAAGUUUCAGCCCGCACCUUUCAGGGGCGACCAAGAUAUUCAACGAUUCUUUGCGGUCAGGAGGGCACAUGAGUGGCCACACAGAAAAACUUUUUGGCUAUAUCUUCGCUAGUUUUGUGCGGAGAUAGCUGAUUUUUUGUGGAAACGGUAUUCUCCAUGGCAUGAACAGGCAUGAAACUUUUUACGACAAAAUUCGUAAAAAGAGUCAUUUUUUCUGGCGAUUUUCACACACGCCGAAAAAGCAGAGAAAACGACCGAAAUGCCAAUAACUAUGUACUAGGUCCCUGUAUAUAUAACAUACUUGGUAUUAAAACACGAUUUCUGAGUGAGUGUAGCAGCCCUUGACAUAGAAAAUUUCGAUCUCGGGUUUUUUGCCUUAAUGUGACCGACAUCAUCCUAAAAACUUAUUGGCAAAACAGUUUUGCCUACUUCCGCCGUUAACAUAGUUGUUUUUACAAUUUAUUGUUUAUACAGUAAUCCUCAAUAAUUCAGUAAUGACCAUACAGAUAUUCAUGAAAUUGUGUAUACUGACGUUUUCGAACUCGUAGAUUUCAAAAAAAGUGGUUUUGACUCAUUAGGAUUACUGUAACAUACCAAACUGCCGAUUCGGCCGCCAAAAAUCGGCCGUAAAAAGUUUGUUUCUAAAAACCCACAGCUGAUUUUAACAUAUGUUAAUCAGCAUAAAAUUCUGCCCUAUAAACGUUAAAAAAAAGUCCAAAAAGUGGGGCGGCAUUUUUCAUGGUAUAGUGGUUUUGGGUCAGAACUACCAAUCCAGCGUCCCGAGUUCGAGUCCGCCUGGAUGCAAAAACCAAAAAUAAAGCGUAAAUUAGCUUUAAUGUGGUCUUGGGGUCUGUAUGAGGGAGACUGAAUAAUUUUAGACAUAGAUGAUAACCCUAUUUGAGAUAAAAAUGGAUUUUAUAUAAUUUUAGAUGAUAAAUUCGUGAAAAAUGAAACGUCUUCAAAUUGCUUGAAAUUGAUAACAACUCUUCUAGAAAUAAUUCUAAGAAACUUUUCCGUUAGCUUUUUUUGAUUGCUUACUGUAUCAUAGAGUACUGUAACAUAAAACCUUUUUUCCUUAACCGUGGUUUUCUUCUAAAUUCUUUAAAUGAAAUUUUGAAUUUUUUUGGUUAGCUUUUCUAAACGGUCGAUACCAUACGCGCUGCAUAUUUAAAAUAAAAUUCCAUCUCUAUUCCAGUGUGUAUUCGUAUCAUCGUUAAUUGGUGAAACUUCGGGAGAUUUCUCAGGUCUUUUGAAUCGUACGGCCAUAAAAACAUUUUGGUGUUCCAACCGACUCACUCUUAACCAUUUCUAUCAUUAUAGUGAUAGUCCGAUGUCUCUGCGCUCCGUGGUAUGUGAAAAACUAAAUCGGGUUUAAUGUUACAGUACUCCAUGGUACAGUAAGCAAUCAAAAAAAGCUAACGGAAAAGUUUCUUAGAAUUAUUCCUAGAAGAGCUGGUAUCAAUUUCAAACGAUUUGGAGACGUUUUAUUUUUCACGAAUUUAUCAUCUACAAUUAUAUAAAAUCCAUUUUUAUCUCAAAUAGGGGUAUCAUCUAUGUCUAAAGUCUCUCUCAUACAGACCCCAAGACCACAUCAAAGCUAAUUUACGCUUGAUUUUUUGUUUUUGCAUCCAGGCGGACUCGAACUCGGGACGCUGGAUUGGUAGUUCUGACCCAAAACCACUAUACCAUGAAAAAUGCCGCCCCACUUUUUGGACUUUUUUUUAACGUUUAUAGGGCAGAAUUUUAUGCUGAUUAACAUAUGUAAAAAUCAGCUGUGGGUUUUCAGGAACAAACUUUUUACGGCCGAUUUUUGGCGGCCGAAUCGGCAGUUUGGUAUGUUACAGUAAUCCUAAUGAGUCAAAACCACUUUUUUUGAAAUCUACGAGUUCGAAAACAUCAGUAUGCACAAUUUCAUGAAUAUCUGUACGGUCAUUACUGAAUUAUUGUGGAUUACUGUAUAAACAAUAAAUUGUAAAAACAACUAUGUUAACGGCGGAAGUAGGCAAAACUGUUUUGCCAAUAAGUUUUUAGGAUGAUGUCGGUUACAUUAAGGCAAAAAACCCGAGAUCGAAAUUUUCUAUGUCACGGCCUAACUAAAGGCUGCUUCACUGACUCAGAAAUCGUGUUUUAAACAAAAUGGGGUUGUCUGAGGAUUCAGGGAAAAAAAGAAUUUUAACAUUCGGAUAAAAACUAAAAAAGUUAUAGCCAAUUCAAAUCCGGCCGAAAAAUUGCCGCACCCUGUAUUGUAAAAUACGCAAUCCACAGAGUCCGCUGUAAUUGUUUGCUAUUGACAAUUUUCGUUCCACACUUUGCUAUACAAAGUUUCCAUUGUAAUUCAGCAUCCCUUUUCAGCCUGCCUCCUCUGCAAUAUUUACUGUGUCCAAACCACAGUCGGGUUUUCAAAACGGACAGUCUCAAGGCUCCGGCCCAACUUCAUCUCAGUUUGUCAGCCAAAUUUGACAGAGCUGUGCAGCUUCGAAAACUCCCACAAAUUCAUCCAACAUUAUCGAUGUUAUGGAGAGUUCCGAGAGGACGAAUACUACAGUUUUCCCAGUGGCCACUCCGCACAAGCUGUUGCCUUUGGACUCUUUAUGAUUGUAAGUCAGCAUUUUUUUGUUUCUGCGAGCGUAGAUGAGAGCCCUGCAGAGGGUAGUGCGCUUUACAAGGAGAAUAUUGAAAGAGAAAUUUUUUGAAACAGACCUUGCAAACGGAUCUCUACUUCAGGCUGGAAAAAUCCCAGUUUUUUAUCUUUAUCUGCCAAUAUUUUCGAUAAAACUUAUGCCCAAGGCUAAUACGACCAAAGCAACUUUUCAAGCAUAUUAACAAAGUGGCUAGAGUAAUUUUGACAGCCGAAAAAAAUCAGCAAAAACGGACAGUGCAAAGCGAACCUUUGUGUCGCAAUAGCGGCUUUGCGUGCAGACUAUAGUAUAGUUCUGUUUGUGUGCUUAUAGGUUAAAUAUGUUCUUUUUAAAAGAACCUGGCGGUAUCUAAAAAAAUUCAAUUUUCGCAUAAAAUCUCCAAGUUUCAGCAUUUUAUGACCAAAAAAUUUCGGCAAUUUCUGUUAAGCGCAGGCCGAAAAUCCCAAGCAUUCUUUCAUAGAAGAAAUCGAGCAUUUUUAUUGUUCCAACUUUUUAAUAUUAUAUUUACCUUUAAUACUUCUUCUGCUUUCAGUUCUACAUUCAAAAGCGCUACAAGUUUCUGGAGCCGUCCAGGUCAUUUCUACAGUUGGCACUUUUCUUCAUCACCGUGUUCAUCUGCCUGAGUCGAAUUCGAGAUAACAAACAUCGCCUAACCGAUGUGAUGGGUGGAGCUUCCAUUGGUGCCAUGUUUGCUUGGUUCUUUUUACGGCAUGUUCUGAAGGACUUCAAGUUGAAUCGAUACGAAACAACGGAGAAGGAGCAUUUCACAGAGGACAUUGCCUAUGGGACGAAUUGCAAAGGUGGAUACGAAGCGGUGUAA